Molecule: messenger RNA, 912 nt
Organism: Paramecium sonneborni
Lineage: Eukaryota; Ciliophora; Oligohymenophorea; Peniculida; Parameciidae
Source: the annotation of a GenBank genome assembly
AUGAACUCUGAUAAAACAAAUUUAUAAAAAAGAAAAGCAAGUCUCAAACCAUAUGUGUAUCCAAGAUGUUAUGAUAUGACAGAAACAUUUGAGAAAAAAUUCAUCAAAAAAAUCCAAAUAUUUAAUUCUAACUUGAGAGAGUCUCGAAGACGAACUAUGGCAGAAGCUUUUAGAGACUAGGAAGAAUAGGGAUAAGAAUGCACAUAAUAGUUAAAGUAAAAUCAAAUUAAUGAUGAGAAUAAAACAAGAAUAAGUUUAUAUUCAAGGAUAAACAGACUCAAAUCUUUUAUAAGUUAUAAAUCCAAACCAAAUUCUUAAACUGAUAGAAUCUUUUUCGAAGCUGAAUAAACUUUAUUUUCAAAGGGUCUUAUCUCUUCCCGUAACUCUUAAAAUUCUUAUUAAAGAUUAAAAAAGCUUUAUUAAACAGAAUUAAAAUCUAGUUUUUAGUCUGCUGAAAGAAGUUAAAACAAUCUUUCUAAAUCUAGGGAUAAAUCUAAAAAAAGAGCAUCUCUUUAAUUAGUUAAAGCUACCAACUUCCACAAUUGCUCUAUAAAUGAAAACUAACUUUAAGAUAAUAAAGGCUCAGAAGAUUUUAAAGAUAUGAAUAAAUCAUCAAGGACAAAUAGUUUUUCAAGAGGUAAUUCAGCAAAAAAAAAAUAGAAUAGUCCAAUUCUUAAGAAUUAAACUAAAAAGUUGAAUUUUAGUCUGUUUACAAAACUUUAAUAACUUAAAUAAAAAAAGCAAAUUAAAGAUUGUCAUUUAUGGUUUUUGCAGAUUAUUAGUAUUUUUGAUUUUGAUUACUUUUAAUAAAUCACUCUUAAAAUUAUUAUAUAUUAAAAUAAAUAAAAAGUUAUAGUUUAUAUUUUUUUAAAAAAAAAUCAAAAAUUCCUAAUUCUGGGUUGCUAAAAAUGA